Molecule: messenger RNA, 2727 nt
Organism: Diorhabda carinulata
Lineage: Eukaryota; Metazoa; Arthropoda; Insecta; Coleoptera; Chrysomelidae
Product: zinc transporter ZIP3-like
Exons: 2
Coding region: 1444-2604 (386 amino acids)
Biological process (GO): zinc ion transmembrane transport
Cellular component (GO): plasma membrane
Molecular function (GO): zinc ion transmembrane transporter activity
Source: RefSeq, a predicted model, not a curated record
AGUUUCUCUAAAACAUUUAACUGAAAAUGUACUCGGUGACGUUGAUUUUUUUGCAAGACGAAUAUAGAAAGCACUACAGCCAAGUUUGUAUUAUACAUAAAUAAAUGUGAUAGUGCACUUUUUCGCCAAAUUAAUUUCAAUUCACUCAUUUGUGCAGCUUAAGUCUAUCAAUUAGUUUGAUAGUUUCAAUCAAAACGUACAGAAAUUUUCCAAAAAAAUAGAAAAUAAUUGGAUUGAAACUAUAUAUUUAUAAAUUUUUCAUCAAAAUCGAUAUAGCUUUGUACAAGGAAAUAUUAUUUUUCGUAUUCAACAUCUUGAUUUAGGAAAAGACAUGUUUAUUCAUUUAUUAUCUCCUUCAAUAUAUACUAGACCGCUUCGUGCGAAUCUUCCAUUGUUCGAAACAGUGCAGGAAGUCUUUUUCUGUCAUUUCCUUUUUCUUUCACAACUUCAAAAGACUCAAAUCUUGUUCCUUUUAGUACUAAUUUGACCUUAGGAAAAAGGUAGAAGUCGCACGAUGCAAGAUCCAGCGAUUGAGUUGGGUGGUCACACUGGGAUGUUGUAGUUGCAAGCUUCUUAUUGUUCAAAUGGAUUUUAGGCAUCAGACCUGCAGACACUAAAAUUUACCGCACAAUUUCUAUGGAUUCAGCAAUCGCAUGAAUACUUAGCCCACGGUUCGAUCGAAUAAAAUUACUGACUUUCCGAUAUAUUCAUCCGUUUAUGACGUGGAAGGGCGUCCCGAAUGUGAAUCAUCUUCAACAUCUCCUCGGUCAUUUUGAAGAAAACACUUAAACCACUCAAAAACACGUGGACGCGAUUAACAUUGUUUCAAUAAAUUAUAAGUUUCAGUUGCAGUUUUCCAAGUUUCUUUUAAAAUUUGACAACAAUCCGUUGCACUACAUAUUUUUACGUCGAUACUUUUUACGACGAAACAAAAAAAAGAGUCUCUAUACAAACGAAUGCAACGGCUAGACUGAUUUAUCUUCUACUACUACUACUACUAUUUAUCUAUUUGAUUGAAAUUUAAUUCCUCAUACAGAGGAUGUGUUCUGCAUUAUCUCUUUCGUAUCCACAACACAUACAGCUGUCGGUCUCCCUUUUGCCUGAACGCUUAAAAACUCCAAAACCCCCGUGGCCUGUAAGGAACUGAGUGAUAUAGUAGCUGGUCCUUCUGGACUAAUGGUACAGUGAUGAUUUCUUGAUAAUAAGAUAACUCAUAACCUUUAUCAUCUUAAUAAUUGAUAAGAGUUUACAGAACUCUCUACCGCUGUGAAAAAAUCGUUCAAUAUCAAAUUAUUUCCUUGUAUUUACGAUGAUGUACUGUAAACAUUUUUAUUUAUCUUCCAAAUGUUCAAUUUAUAUGAACAGGCUGUAGUACUGAGUAUUCGAGUUAUAUACUGAUGAAGGUUAGUGAUGAACACACCUCAGGUACAAUUAUAAAGAAUUAUGAAUUUAAUAGCUACAAAAAUAUUAGUGGCAGUGCUGUUUUUCUUCAUAAGAUUCAAUUUCUCAAUUUUACCAGUGAAGUUGUAUAAUUUUUUGAGAAAAUGGGAGGGAGAAGACGCCUCUUCAGGGCAAUUUAUUAAUCACAAACGACACAAGCAAGUUACGCUAGCAAUUGCCUUCUGUCAGUCCUUUGGAGGUGGUGUUUUAUUUGCUACUUGUUUUUUGCAUAUGAUGUUAGAGGUUAACAAUUCUGUGGAGUAUUUGAAGCAAUUCGGAGAUAUUAAUGAUGAUUAUCCAUUAGCUCAACUAGCGAUAUGUUUGGGAUUUUUCUUUGUAUACUUUUUAGAAGAAAUUUCUCACUGGGCAGUUACAAGAUUUCCUGACCAUCCAUCUUCACCAAAUUGCGAAAAGAAAGUAUUUAUUAUUGAAGAAUAUAAUAAGGUAAUUGUAGAAGAAAAAGAAGAAGAAGAAGAAGAUAAAGAGAGCUCACCAAUAGAAAAAGAUGAUGAUAACAGUAUAAGGAAAUCGAAAGAUGUUUUAAGUAUAGACGAGAAUCAUGAGUCCAUUGUUUUUGAUUCGUUGAGCUUAAAUUCUAGCGUUGAGCGAGAAAAUGAGAAAAAUGCCGAUAUGGACGGGCAUUCCAGAGAAAAUGAAAAAAAAAAUCUUAGAGAAGAACGAAUCGAUGUUGAAAUUAAAUCUAAACAACAAGUUAUACGUGGAGUAUUAGUGAUAGUUGCUCUUUCUUUUCAUGCUAUUUUUGAAGGCUUAGCUAUAGGAUUACAAAAAAAUAUCGGCAACAUUUGGUAUAUGUUUAUUGCCGUUUGCAUACAUUCAGCUACUAUUUUGUUCUGUAUUACUUUAGAAAUGGUUAUAGCGAGAGUUAAUUUCAGAGCUAUAUGUAUUCAUGCUUUCGGCUUAGCUUUCUCAAGCACCUUAGGAGUAUUCUUGGGAAUCCUUGUUAGUUACACCAGUGACCUAGAUACUAAAGGUAAAUCAACGGCUGUUGUAGCUCUUGAAGGACUAUCAGCGGGUACAAUUUUGUAUAUAACCUUUUUCGAAGUAUUGAAUAGAGAAAAAGAGAGAAGAAUUUAUAGAAUGUCUAGAGCUAUAUGUAUAUUGAGUGGGUUUAGUCUUAUGGCGUUUCUUCAAUGGUACCGAUAGCAUUUUAAUACGGUUUUUUACUUAUAAAGAUAAAUAAAUGAGAGAAUAAACGUGAUACUUUGUUUCUUUAUAGACUAGAAGAUAACGUUCCAAUUCAUUCCCUCUUGGAUAUUCAACCGUCUG